AUGUGCAAUAUGAUGAUGGUGCAGCACGCCCUGCCUUCGUUCGUCGAGGACCCCGCCUCCGAACGCGCCUCCACCAAGCCAGUCUCGCUACCGAUGCUCAACGUCGCCCUCCGACGGCAGCUAACUGCGACGAUCUCUGGCCCGGAGCGCUAUUCGCGCCGCGCAGAUGGCGUCUCGUUCCAGAGCGAAGCCUUCCGACUGCGCACUCAGGCCAAGAUCUCGGAGCUAGUGCGCACGGCCACCGCGGCCUCAACCGACGACUGCAGCACUAAUGCGUUGCUUGCCAAGAAGGCGCUCAAGUACCGACGCGUGUUGGAGCGACGUCCGCUCGCAACCGCCACUGCCGUGCAGUGCUGA
This is a messenger RNA of Phytophthora sojae, 357 nucleotides long. RefSeq lists its product as hypothetical. Bases 1 to 357 code for a protein of 118 amino acids. NCBI's taxonomy places the organism in Eukaryota, Oomycota, Peronosporomycetes, Peronosporales, Peronosporaceae. The record is from RefSeq and is a predicted model, not a curated record. The transcript has a single exon.